AUGCCCCCCAAAAAGGGCACAAAACGCAAAGCCAGCAACGGUAGCCUGGCGAACGGCGAAAUGGACCUAUUGCCACCGGACCGUGCAACAUGGCCAGGCUGGGUGGAAAUGGAGUCCGAGCCUGCGUUCUUCAACGUCAUGCUCAACGAGAUGGGCGUCCAAGGUGUCAAGGUGCAAGAGGUCUACGGGCUGGAUGAGGAGAUGCUGGCUAUUCUACCUCAACCCGUGCAUGCUUUGAUAUUUCUCUUCCGCUACCGGGAUGUGGACGAGACUGAGUCUGAAAAGGGCACCGAAUGUCCGGAGCACGUGUGGUUCGCAAACCAGAUCCCGGAUUUUGCUUGCGCGAGUGUGGCACUACUCAACAUCGUGAACAACAUCAAGGGGCUCAGGAUGGGCCGUGAGCUGCGCGACUUCAAAGACUUCACCAAAGACAUGGACCCGCUAAGCCGCGGCGACGCUAUUGACAGCUUUGAGUUCGUGAAAAAGAUUCACAACUCGUUUGCGCGGGAGAACGAUCUGUUGAUCGCAGAUGUGCACUACCGACAGAAAUCGAUGAAGGCCAAGAAGAGGCAAGCGGUUGCAAAAGCUCGAGAGACGCGCGAAGCCAAAAAGGAAGGCAGCACGCCCCUCAAACCGCAACCUGUGAACGGUAGGGCCACUGCUACACCAGAGCGAGCGUCGACUCGAACGCGAAAGCAACCGGCGAGUAUCGCCAAUGGGACAGCAUCGCCAGCGUCCAGCCCAUUGUCAGAUCCGCCGGAGUCCGAUGCAGAUUUUGAGACACCAAGCAAGGCCAAAAAGCACGCACAGGAAACCAACGGUGACCGUCGCCGCUCUGCUCGCCAGCCAAAGCCGCGGAAGGAUGUCUUCGCCACCAAAGCUCCUCCUCCAGACAAUGACGAGCAGGAAGGGUUUCACUUCAUCGCGUACAUGCCGAUUCAGGGUCAUGUCUGGCGAAUGGAUGGUCUUGACAGCUUCCCGCAAGACAUGGGCGAAUUUGAUAAGACAGUUGAUGGGGGGUGGAUGAACGUCGCUCAGCCUGCACUCCAGACGCGUAUGGCGAUGUAUGAGGGUGCAGACAUUGAGUUCAACCUUAUGGCUGUAGUGCAUGAUCCAGUGGUCAAAGAUCGCAACGAGCUCGCACGAAAUAUCAAAGCGCUACAGGCGGUUGACGAAGAGCUGACCAAGUCGUUCGAAGAAUGGCGGGACUUGGACGGCGCAGAGACGAAGAAGGAUGUUAUCACGGGCUUCUCAUCCGAGGUUUCCAUCACCCAGACGGACAUUGACGAUGCGGCCUUGACUAAGGAGCUGCUGGAGGAACUGAAGCAAGAUGACAACUUGAUGCGACUCGUUGAGAUGCGCAAGAAGAUCAUCUGCGAGCAGGCUCCUCUCAGAGGAGCUGUGAGAGAUGCCACGGAGACGGCGAAGGGUGACGAGGAGAAGGCACGUCACAGGAGGCACGACUAUGGGAAGUUUGUGAGGUCAUGGAUGGGAGCUCUGGCGGAGAAUGAGCUGGUGACAGACCUGAUUGAAGACGCUACAUGA
Saxophila tyrrhenica is the source of this 1545-nucleotide messenger RNA. RefSeq lists its product as uncharacterized. The transcript has a single exon. The coding region runs from base 1 to 1545 and encodes 514 amino acids. Gene Ontology annotation, molecular function: cysteine-type deubiquitinase activity. The record is from RefSeq and is a predicted model, not a curated record. Gene Ontology annotation, cellular component: cytoplasm. NCBI's taxonomy places the organism in Eukaryota, Fungi, Ascomycota, Dothideomycetes, Mycosphaerellales, Extremaceae. Gene Ontology annotation, biological process: protein deubiquitination; ubiquitin-dependent protein catabolic process.